AAGAAGAAGAAGAAGAAGAAGCGACAGGGACGGCUGUGGAUCGUGUGCCGCUCUGUAGUGCGACAUUCGACGACAACACACGCUCGCUGUGCUUCCUGUCUCUUCUACCGCACACCGAGUGCUAAUCAACUUUCGUUUAGUAUAUACGCCAUACACUGUACACAGAGACGCUCCUCCGUGUCUCCUUCGAGACUCCGCUCUCUUCGCUUCGUUCAAACGCUGUUCUUUGUUCCCGCGACUUCUUCGACUCCUCGAAGACUCGCGUGUCGAUCGACGCUGGACACUCGUCGAUAGCUUGCCGAUCGUUCGCGCUCGCGCACAAACUUCUCUCUCUCGUACGUAUACAACACGUAUGUAAGAAAGUUGUGCGACUCGUAGAAGAAGGAAGAUCGAGGGGAGAGGGGGGGACGUUCGUAAGGGCCGGUUUCUAACCAGACGCGGUUUCCACUCCGAUCGAAACGAUAUACCCAGUCCUCUUCGCUAGAACACGCGUGAUUUCGGUAGUGAACGAGUGAAAGACCGAGGUAUUUCAAGAUUUUUUUGUGAAUCCGCUUGCGAAAAGAAAAAGGAAAAAAAGCAGAGCUAGCCGACGUUUUUGCCCGCGCGUCACGCAGAGUGUUCGCCGGAUUGUAAACAGAGUGUCGCGACGAUUCUGGCGAAACGUACAGACGCUCUUUAUCGUCGGCUUGUUUCGCUUCGAAGGAACACGGGAUCUACGAAGGGAAGCGGAGGGAAGCUUCGAUCCGAGUGCGGUGUCUGCGGACCAUCGAGUAACGCCACGGCAGAGGAUGUGCAGAAGGUCGACCUGGUGAAGCAACCCUGGUCGAUGUCAUUCGGGCGACGGCCGCGUCACGAACGGGAUGCGAGAGACGAGCCACGUGAAUGUUGUACGCCGUUGAACCUUCCUUUCCGCCAGGCGAAUUAUUCUGGACCGGCAUGGAGCCCGUGAAAGCCAAAAUGGCACCCACAGGGAUACCUCCGGUUACCGGUGUCCUACAGCCACCCACGGGCUCGACGCUGUCAGGGGCCACAAUGGCCAACUACAAGAAAAGCUGGUGGAGAAGAGUGGCCCCAUGCUUGGCAUUUCUUGCCGCUUUUUCCACUGCCAUGGCCUUGCUCCUUGUCUGGAGCGAAGCUGCGGCCUUGAGGAGGCAAGCGUUCGACGCCAACAUGACCAGAGACUACGUGCUGAACAGUGUCUCGAUGGAUAAUCCUGAAUUAGUCGCCUACAUCAGAGAGGUUCAACUGAAGCCGACCACUCAGCAGGACCCGUGGAAUGCCACCCAGACCACGGAGGAGAGGUACGUGGCAGGUCUGACCGAGGGGAAGCGCGAGGGCGUGUACGUGGAAUACAUCAGCAGGAUAGGUGCCAUUUCCAGCACUGGCUGGUUAGAACGUAACUUAAGUUGGAGAGGCGUUCUGAUCCUGACUGAUCCCAGAAGCUUCUUCGAGGCGCACAGAAGCACGAGGAACCCAAAGACCAGAGUUCUUCACGCUUGUCUCAGUACCGAUAAGGAUACCAAAGAGAUUACUUAUCAUCAAGAAUCCGAGGUUCAAGUUACCAAGUUAGGCGAGGGGCCGAAUAGCCUCGUGUCGUCGGACGAGGGUCUACCGACUACGAGAUUGAAAUGCUUCCCUUUGUACAGCAUUCUAUUGGCCUACAGUGCCACCACGUUGGAUUACCUGAGUCUAGAUAGUCCAGAUGCCCAAGACGGUCAGGUUCUGGAUACAAUCCCCUGGGAAACGACCAGGAUAUCCGUGGUGUCUAUCCGCUGGAGCCCUCACCACAGUGAAACCGAGACAAAAAGCCUGAUCGAUAAGAUGACUGGCAGACGAUACAAGCUGAUGUACACGACUGACACCGGGAAAUUAAUCUUUUUGUACAACGCGUUGCUUAAGAUUUGA
This is a messenger RNA of Heterotrigona itama, 1905 nucleotides long. Lineage: Eukaryota; Metazoa; Arthropoda; Insecta; Hymenoptera; Apidae. The record is from the annotation of a GenBank genome assembly.